AUGGGGCGCAAAGCCCCUCCGGGGCGCGCGCUGGCCCUGUUGGUACUCGUCGCGGCGCUGUGCUGCGAGGGGCACGCAGAGAGCACGUGGGGCAAGUUCAAGCUCAGCGGCCUGGCCGGCAAAUUGGCUGAAAUAUCCAAGACCUUCAAUUCGUCGAUCUCUGGCAUCCAGGCGUGCCAGGCCGCCGAGAUCAGCCUGUCGCAGGCCCGGCUGACGCUGACGGCGGCAUCGGGCGAAGUCUGGAAGAGGCAGGCCGAGCUGGCCGCGUCCCGCAUGAAGGUCGACUUCACCCGCGCCGACGUGGUGUCCGCCCAGAAGGCCGCCGCCAGCGCGGCGGCCGCGAAGCAGAAGGUCCAGCUGCGCCUGAGCGGCGCGACCAGCAGCCGGCUGCAGGCCGCGCAGGCGCUGGAGGCGGCCGCCGAGCAGCUGGACGACCUCAGGGCCGCCGCCAAGGCCGCGAACGACACGCUGGGCGCGCUUACGGCCGAGGCCGACGCGGCGGGCAAGAGCCUCGAGAGCGCGCGCGCCGCGUCGGACACCGCGGCCAGGCAGCUGUCGAGCCUCGAGAAGGCGCUGGCCGUACAGCACGCGCAGCUGUCGCUCGCGCGGUCGCGCGAGGCGACGCUGCGCGCGGAGGUCGCGCUCGCCAACAGCACCAGCGUCGCCGCGCACCGGGCGCUGUCGUCGGCCAAAGCGCGGCUCGCGGCGGCGCAGCAGGCGCUGGACGGCGCGGUUGCGCAGAAGGCGGCUGCGGACAAAGCGCUCGAGGCGGCCAAGGAGGCCGCGGCGCUUGGGGCCGGGGCCGCCAAAGCCGCACGCGCCGCGUCCAAGGCGGCGAACGCGAAACUGGCGGCCGCGGAGCAGGCGCUGGCCACCGCGCGCGCCAAGUCGGCGGGGUCGGACAUCGACCUCGCCGCCGCGCGGCGCGCCGCCGCAGACCUCGGGAACCUCGUCGCCACGGGCGCCCACCAGGUUGAGCAGGCCAAGUACACAAUCCAAGGUAUGCAGGGAACCUACUCUGCGGCGCGCGACGCGGCGGCCGCCGCGGGGCUGGUGGUGCAGCGCGAGCAGGCGGCACUCUCGGCGGCGGAGGCGGCUCUCAAGCAUGCGCAGGGCGCGGCCAAGGGGUCUGCCAUGCUGGCGGCAAGCGCGGGCAUCAAGGCGGCGAAGGCGAAGCUCACGGCUGCGCAGAAGACACUCAACGAGACACGCGCUGCUGAGGCCGCCGCCAAUGCGACGCUGGCGGCAGCCGCGGCGACCCUCUCAGAGAAGCGCGCCGAGGUGCUGGGCGCGCCCGCCAAGCUUGCGGCGGCCGAGCAGCUGGUGGAGCGCCUGACCGGCGGCGGCGGCUUCGCGGAAGGCGUGCAGGCGCUGCAGCAGCGGGUCAACAACCUGACGGCCGAGGCGCAGGCGGCGCUGCAGGCGGUGAGGGCGGCGGACCAGAAGGUUGUGGAGGCGGACAACGCGGCGGCGGCGGCAGAGGCGGCGUGGAACGCGGCGGAGGACGCGGUGGACGCGGCGCUGGGGUCUGCUGACUCUGAGGGAGUGGACGCCCAGCUCAAGCAGCUGGCCAAGAUGGCAGAGUUUGUGACCAAUGACAAUGUGCCUGAAUCGGUCGCCAGUCAGUCGAUCGCGGCCAAGGAAGCCAUCCGCAAGGCGGCCCUGGAGGUGUACUUUGCCAAGAACCAGGUGGACGCCUCCCAGAAGGAGCGCGAUGCUGCUGCGCUGCUGGCCAGCCAGCGCGCGGCGGCGGUCGAGACGCUUCAGGCGCAGUACCAGGAGCUGCUGGCCGCGGUGGCGCGCGCCAACCAGAAAGUGCUGCAGCUUGGGCAGGACGUCGUCACCGCAAAGAACAGCCUGUCGCUCGCCGGCGCCGCGCUGUCGCUGCAGCGCAGCGCCGCCUACGCGCUCCAGGGGCAGCUCAACAGCAGCAUGGCCGCCACGGCCGCCGCCACGAGCGUGGAGGACGAGGCGCGCGCCAAGGUCCAGGCCGCGGAGGACGCGGUCGCGGCGUUGGUCAAGGUCGAGCUGGAGAAGAAGUCGCUGCUGGAUCAGAUCACGGACCUCGGCAACAAGACGCGCGCGUCCGGCGACAAGGAUAAGCAGAUGGUGCUGAUCGAUGAGGCGAUCAUAGAGGCGAAAGCGGACUUUGAAAUGGCGUCCCGCAGGGUGGCCGACGCCGAGGCGCUCAAGGCGGUCGCGGAGGCGGGGCUACGCAAGGUGGCGCUGGUGCAGGACUUUGCGGAGGCGAAGAUGGGGGGCAUCAAGAUGAUCCUCAACCUCGCCCUCAACGAGACUGAUGCACUCCAGGCCAAGUACAAGCAUCAGAAGGAGGCAAUCCUGGCCGCCGAGGCCAAUGCCACCGCCGCCAGCAGCGAGGUCAAGCGGCUGCAGGCCGAGGCCGCGCACAAGCAGGAGCUGGCCACCUCGGCCACCACCAGCUACCAGACCGCGGUCAACUCUGCCCUCAAGACGCUCGGCGCGGCGCCGCCGGGCACGGAGGCGGCCGCGGCCGCGGGCGGGCAGGUCGUGCCCGAGGGGGUGGUGGCGCUGGUGCAGCAGGUGGCCAAGGCGAUCCCUCAACUGAAGAACCUCACGAUCGUGAGGGAGAAGCUGCAGGCGGGCGCGGACGCGGCGGCGGCCACGGCGGCCGAGGUGCAGGCGUCGCUGCAGAAGGCGCUGGGUUCCCUGGGCAAAGACAAGCCGGGGGUGGUGGUCGCGCAGGUCAAGGCUGAGCUGGCGUUUAAGCAGUACGAGCUCGCCCAGUCGGCGCUGCUCGCCGCCGACGGCGCGUGGACAGCCGCCAACAACACCUAUGGCGCCAAAAUGACCCAGCUCCAGGAGACCGUGCAGGGCCUUUCGCUGGCCCAGAUCGGCGCCGCCGCGACGAGCGGCACGCUGCAGGGCGCCCUGUCGGACCUGCAGAAGGCGAAGCAGCAGGUCGCGUCGCUGCCCGCCCAGCUCGAGGCGGCCAAGGCCGCGCUCGCGAAAUCGCAGGCCAAGGCCGCCGACGCGCGGCGCAACGCGACCGCGGCGAGCGGGGCGGCGCUGGCCGCGCAGGUCGCGUAUUCGUUGGCCACCGGCGCACUGUCCAAGGCGCAGGGGGCGGAGGCGGUCGCGGCGGCGCAGCAGGUGGUGGACGACGCGCGGGAGCGGCUGGCGGCGGCCAAGGAGGCGAUGGGCAAGGCACAGGCCAAUGCAAUCGGCGCGACCAUCGGGGCGGCUGCGGCGGCGACGGCCUAUGGCAUAAAGGCGGCGGCCGACGCCGCCGAGGCGGCGCAGGACCGCGUCGCAUUCGCAGAGUCCCAGGUCGCCGCCGCGCGCCUCGCGGCGCUCGCCGCCGCGUCGAAGCUCGCCGGCAACGGCACCGCGCCCACGGGCGCCGGCGCCGGCGCUGCGGCGGCCGCUGUUGCGGACGCGGCGCGGCGCGCGGCGGACGCGGCGGCGCUCGUGCAGGCGCGGAGCCGCGCGGUGUCGAUGGCGGAGCGCGAGGUCGCGAAGCGGGCCAAGGCAGUGGCGGAGGCGGACGCCGCUCUGGCGGCCAAGCAGGCCGAGCUGUCAGCGCUGGAGGCAGAGCGGGGCGCGCUCGCCGCGCAGGUGGGCGCAAUGCAGGCUGUGAUCGACGCCGCGCACGCCGGCGGCGAGUCCGGCGCCGCGCCGCUCGUCGCCGCGGCCGAGGCGGCCGCGGGCGAGGCCACGCGCAAGGCGGGCGCGCAGCAGGCGGCGGCGGAGUCGGCGUCGGUGCGGCUGUCGAUCGCGCAGCAGGCGAUGGCGGCGGCGGCGGAGGACCUCCGGACGGCGGCCGCCGCGGCGGGCAGCGCGGACGGCGCUGUGGCGGCGGCAAAGAAGGCGCACGAGGCGGCGGUGGCGCGCGCAGCGGCGGCGGCAGACGCGGUCGAUGCGGCGAGGAGGGCCAAGGCCAGGGCGGCGCAGGGGGUGGCUGAGCUGGCGGCGCGGAGGGGCAAGCUCUGCUGGCCGUGA
Molecule: messenger RNA, 3981 nt
Organism: Monoraphidium neglectum
Lineage: Eukaryota; Viridiplantae; Chlorophyta; Chlorophyceae; Sphaeropleales; Selenastraceae
Exons: 11
Coding region: 1-3981 (1326 amino acids)
Source: RefSeq, a predicted model, not a curated record